CCGCGCGGCCCCACGAUCCAGCGUUCGCGGCGGCGGCGGAGGCGGAGACGCGGGAGCCAUGAGCUGCGCCGCGGUGUGGGUGCCUUCCCCCUGCUCGCCAUCCCACGCGCCGCCGGGCGGCGCGCGGCGCCAGCGGGGUGCCUCCUCGUCGUCCCACCUCCGGGCCCGGUGCGCGGGCGUGGGGGACGGCGGCACCGCGCCGGCGCCGGCGCCGCCGCGGCGGGCGGUGCUGCACGACUCGCUGGAGGGGGCCGGGGUGGCCACCGAGCACGCCAGGGCGGCGCGGGAGGGGUUCGCGAAGCAGGUCGGGCGGCUCACGCGGGUCGAGGCCGAGACCAGCAUCGCCAUCAGCCGCGGCGCGGACCUCGCCCGCGCCGCGCUCUGCGUCGCCGCCGAGGACGACUCGCUCGUCUCCCACUCCUCCGUGCCGCUCCCCGUCGAGGCCUUCAUCUCCCGCCUCGACGACCUCACCACCGGCUUCCUCGCCGACGGCUACCUCCCGCCCGCCGGCGCUCCGCCCGAGGUCUUCCUCGACCACCUCGACCGUUACCUCUACGUCCACAAGGGGUUCCGAAGAAAAAAUGGAUCGUCAGAUGGGCGGGCUAUAUAUCUACACUCGGUUUUGACAUGCCGGUUUGGAUCAGCUUUAAUGCUUUCGUUGAUAUAUUCUGAGAUACUGAAGAUGCUUCGAAUAUAUGGUUUACUGGAAUUCAAUGUGGAGAUUUUCUUUCCACAUGAUCUCAGCAGCGUUCCUAGGGGUUAUGACAAACACAAAAGCAAGUUGGGUGAUGAACCGCAUAUUAUGACAUCAAAGAGGCUUCUGGUUGAGAUUUUGAAAGCUCUGAAGAAUACAUUUUGGCCUUUCCAGUCCAACCAGUCUGGUAGCUUAUUUUUGAAUGCUGUUUCUGCAAACCAACAUGGCCCUGGUAAUGUUGGUGAUAAUCAAGCAACACCACAUGGCAAUAUAAGUGCCAUAGAGAUGGCAGCUGCUAAAGCUGCGCAACAUAGGUUGAUGCGUGGAGUAUGGACUAAUGUCCGGUUUGGUGAUAUGCGGCGUGCUUUAGCAGCAUGUGAACGACUCAUACUACUGAACCACGAUCCCCGCGAACUGAGGGAUUAUGCUGCCCUUCUAUACCACUGCGGGUACUAUGAAGACUGCCUGCAAUACUUAGCAUCAUACCAAACUUCAUUGGCUGGGCAGCAUCUGAACAAUCCACUGGAGCUCAUGGAGGACGAAGCGGUGAACACUUUAAGAGCGCGAGUAAACCUAAUUUUAGCAGAGGAUGGUUGGAGCAGCCGGAGAUCUCCUGCCACAAGUUACUGGACGAAGAACUCCGAGCCGUGGUAGAUUAGAUAGACACUUUGUGUAUACAGUUUUAUCGAAACAAUACGGGCUUGUACAUAUGAUUUCGACGGCAUUUCACAAUCUGUACUGGAUGAGCCGAGUUCCUGAUGCCACCAUCUCUCAAUCCCACACAUGGUUGGAAUGCUAAGAUCGCUCUGUAACUAACUGUACAUGGGUUGCAGAGGGUAUUGAUGAAUGAUAAUCAAACCAUGAUCAAAUGCAAACUGCACAGCUGCAUUUCAGAC
Molecule: messenger RNA, 1590 nt
Organism: Oryza brachyantha (malo sina)
Lineage: Eukaryota; Viridiplantae; Streptophyta; Magnoliopsida; Poales; Poaceae
Exons: 7
Coding region: 59-1348 (429 amino acids)
Source: RefSeq, a predicted model, not a curated record